This is a messenger RNA of Podospora pseudocomata, 780 nucleotides long. RefSeq lists its product as uncharacterized. Lineage: Eukaryota; Fungi; Ascomycota; Sordariomycetes; Sordariales; Podosporaceae. The record is from RefSeq and is a predicted model, not a curated record. The transcript has 2 exons. Bases 184 to 780 code for a protein of 198 amino acids.
GUCUCUUCUGUUGUGUGUCCGUAUGCAACUUGUGUUCAUCUUCAGCGUGCAAUAUAUCCAUGUUACAACGUCUGUUCCAGAAGCACCUUCCAACUGGUUUCAGCACACUGGCUCCUCCCGCUGGGCAUUCCACGUGCAGAUAGGAUUCUCAGUUCUUGUUCCCCGCGGUAAGAGUUCGGAUCAAUGGACAGCCUCCAGGAUCGAGCUGGCACGCCAUGCACUUCAUCCACUCUCUUUCAAGACAUCCAAUCAGAAAUUCUCCAAAAAAGAAAAUCCAUGGAUGGUGGCGCUUCCCCAGAUAUUCCUGACAUUUGGCACAUGGCUGCCGCCGGGUGUGCCAGAUGCAUCGCCAACUGCCAAGCACCCCGCAACCGGUCUGUGCUGGUAGAUACCCGACGCCUUUCAAAGAUUGCCAUUUCCUGCGGAAAUUGGAUUCUCCGACUGCGGAGCUGGUGUACAGCGAUUCAGGUUGUUGUUGACAUUACGAGAAGACUUCGGGCAGAGCCUCACAGGGGUAGGCUUGGCCAUCUGGUGGCGUUCUGUAAUGCACAACAUCCCUGGGUGCAGAAGCUCAGAGGGCCCUUGUCGACGACGACCUCCCUAAACUUCCCAGAUUCGAGGCCGGCUUCGGCGUUCCCGCUGGUUGUCUUUUCUGACGGGAAGCUGGACGAAAUCAUCAGUUGGUUCAACCAAUCUCUUACGUAUUCGAGGGGCCAUUGCCGGCAUAAGCCGCACACUCUGGCAUAUGCAGACGAUGAGGUUUAUCUGAGAUUUAUCUAA